Sesamum indicum (sesame) is the source of this 700-nucleotide messenger RNA. Lineage: Eukaryota; Viridiplantae; Streptophyta; Magnoliopsida; Lamiales; Pedaliaceae. The record is from RefSeq and is a predicted model, not a curated record.
AAGUACAUGACCAAGUUUGCUGGAAAAGAUGCUUUCCAUUUGAGGGUCAGAGUCCAUCCCUUCCAUGUGCUGCGUAUCAACAAGAUGUUGUCAUGUGCUGGAGCUGAUAGGCUCCAAACUGGCAUGAGGGGUGCUUUUGGCAAGCCUCAGGGUACUUGUGCUCGUGUGGCUAUCGGGCAGGUUCUUCUGUCCGUCCGUUGCAAAGAUGGCAACAGCCACCAUGCUCAGGAGGCAUUGCGUCGUGCAAAGUUCAAGUUCCCUGGUCGUCAAAGGAUAAUUGUUAGCAGAAAAUGGGGCUUCACAAAAUUUAACCGCGGGGAUUACGUGAAGUGGAAAUCAGAGAACAGGAUUCUACCUGAUGGUGUCAAUGCCAAGCUUCUGGGAUGCCAUGGGCCAUUGGCGAAUCGUCAACCAGGAAGAGCAUUUUUAUCUGAGGGUCCAGCUGCUUAGGACGUCUAUUUAGGAAUGGACUUGGAAAUAUGUCUAUUUAACUUUCAGUCCAUUCCUACAUAUGAAUCACUCCCUAAAGUUAGAUUAUGUUUUGGUAGUGGUAUUACUGAUGAUUUGAUGUUUCCGAUGAUAGAGGAUUCGGUUUUAAGCCAAUUAUAACUUCUAUUGCACUAUGUUGCCAGUUUCUUUGUACUGUUUUUCAAAUUGGUUAAAAAUGAAAACCAAACAAGAGGUAUUUCUUUGUUGGUCA